Molecule: messenger RNA, 390 nt
Organism: Caenorhabditis briggsae
Lineage: Eukaryota; Metazoa; Nematoda; Chromadorea; Rhabditida; Rhabditidae
Exons: 2
Coding region: 1-390 (129 amino acids)
Source: RefSeq, a predicted model, not a curated record
AUGGAAGUUUCGAGACACUGUGAAGAGAAACAGUACCACGAGUCCCGAGAGCAAAUGGCGGCUCGGAAACAAAAACGUCGGGAGCUUAAGGAUAAAUUUGCAAAGGAACGAAAAGAGAGAAGAAGUGAAAAGGAACGGAUCAAGUUGGAGGAAGGAAGAGGUCGGAAUUAUGAAACUCGGAUGAAAAGGAAGAAAGAAGCGGAAAAAAGAUUGGCAGUGCCCAAGAAAACUGAAAUCUGGGAAGAGAAGAUGGAGCAGCAGGAAGAGAAUUUCAGACAAUGGAAAAUGUUACAACAAGAGGAUUCCAGUAAAAUUCAGAAAAAAGAAGAAGACGUCGAAGAAGGAAAAAAGAAUGAAGAAGUGAUGAAAAAGGAUAAUGUUCGAACUUAA